Messenger RNA from Diaporthe batatas, 1611 nucleotides. RefSeq lists its product as uncharacterized. Gene Ontology annotation, biological process: transmembrane transport; carbohydrate transport. The coding region runs from base 1 to 1611 and encodes 536 amino acids. The record is from RefSeq and is a predicted model, not a curated record. Gene Ontology annotation, cellular component: membrane. The transcript is spliced from 4 exons. Gene Ontology annotation, molecular function: carbohydrate:proton symporter activity. Lineage: Eukaryota; Fungi; Ascomycota; Sordariomycetes; Diaporthales; Diaporthaceae.
AUGGAGCCCACAGAUAGCAAGGAGACUCGGCCCGAGCACAUUGACGACAAGGGCACGGCGCCCAACCUCGACAAUGUCAAGGUCCUCAACGACGAGGCCGCGCAGGCCACGGCGGCCGAGCAUAGCAUGACCCUCAUGCAGGGUCUAAAGACGCACAAGAAAGCCGCCAUCUGGUCCGUCCUGAUCUCCGCGACAAUCAUCAUGGAGGGUUACGAUACGCAACUUCUGGGCAACUUUUGGGGCUACUCGUCGUUCCGAAGAAAGUUCGGCGAGUACAGCGGCGAGGAGCACGGCUACCAGAUCAGCUCUGCCUGGCAGGCCGGCCUGAACGAUAUCAGCGGCGUGGGAAACAUCAUCGGAGCCAUGCUUAACGGGUACCUGACCGCCAAGUACGGACAUCGCAUGGUGCUGAUGGGCAGUCUGGCCUGGCUUGCUGCGGCCAUCUUUAUGGUGUUCUUCUCGCCCAACAUCGAAGUCCUUCUCGUCGGCCAGUUCCUGUGCAACAUCCCCUGGGGCGUGUUCGCGACAACUGGCCCGGCCUAUGCCGCCGAGGUCGUGCCUCUGGCUCUCCGUGGAUACCUCACCGCCUACAUCAACCUGUGCUGGUGCAUCGGCCAGUUCAUCGCAGCCGGUGUUCUCAAGGGCCUGAUCAACAACGAGACCGACUGGGGCUACAAGAUCCCCAUGGCCAUCCAGUGGGUGUGGCCCGUCCCGCUCUUCAUAAUCGCAUUCUUGGCCCCCGAGUCCCCUUGGUACCUAGUCCGGACGGGCCAGCUCGAGAAGGCCAAGGCCUCCCUGGUCCGCCUCUCCGAGCCGGAGGUUCACAACGACCACGAUGCUACAAUCGCCCUGAUGGUUCGGACCAACGAGCUGGAGAAGGAAGAGCGAUCUGGUACCUCUUACAUUGACUGCUUCAGGGGUACCAACCGCCGACGUACGGAGAUCGCCGUCAUGUGUUUCGUAUCCCAGAUUACCAAUGGUGGCGCUCUCUGCUAUACCGGAACUUUCUUCUACGAGCAAGCCGGCCUGAGCGCCGACCUCUCCUACAGCCUGGGUCUCGUCGGUACCGCCAUCGCCUUCUGCGGCGUAAUAAUCUCUUGGCUCUACAUCUCCAAGUGGGGCCGAAGGAGCAUCUGGCUCUGUGGGUUCUACGGCCUGCUUUGCUGCCUGUGGCUCAUCGGCAUCCUGGCCUGCAUCAAGCCCCAGACCCACACCCUCGGCCUCGUACAGUCGAUCCUCUGCAUUGUCUGGCUCGGCGUGUACUCCAUGUCGGUCGGGCCCAUCGUCUACACGAUCGUAGCUGAGAUCGGCUCCACUCGUCUCCGUACCCAGACCGUCGUCUUGGGUCGCAGCGCGUACUACGUCGCCAACAUCAUUGGCGGCGUGUUGCAGCCGUACUUCAUGUCACCUACUGCAUGGAAUGCCCAGGGAAAGACUGCCUUUUUCUGGGGCAGUCUUUCUCUGCUCACCACCAUGUGGGGCUUCUUCCGUCUGCCGGAGACCAAGGACCGCACCUUUGAGGAGAUGGAUAUCAUGUUCCAGCGCAAGGUGCCCUCAAGGAAGUUCGCCGACUACAAUAUCAACUCGGACGACAGAUAUCUUGUUCACUGA